Molecule: messenger RNA, 3177 nt
Organism: Xylaria bambusicola
Lineage: Eukaryota; Fungi; Ascomycota; Sordariomycetes; Xylariales; Xylariaceae
Exons: 1
Coding region: 1-3177 (1058 amino acids)
Biological process (GO): cell redox homeostasis
Cellular component (GO): mitochondrion; cytosol
Molecular function (GO): protein binding
Source: RefSeq, a predicted model, not a curated record
AUGCCAGCCUCAGAACUGACUUGGGGUGGGACAGGGCGUAGAGAGAGCUGGCAGGCUCUUGACAACUUCCAAAUUACUCAGCUUCAAGACCAAGACCAGAAAACCGCCUCGGCAUUGGGCUUGUCCAAGUCCCCUUCCGACUUAUUAUCCGACGUCUAUCGUGGAAUCAAAAAGGCCAUUCCGACCCGUGAGGAUUCCUUCAGACUCGCCCGAUCGUCAUCGAGACGCGCUGUGCAAAUCUUGAAUACCGAUCCCGCGUUACGAACCGAGAACUUAACUUCAACAAAACACCCCCGGCGCCAGCAUGCUCGAAAUCUAAGCAUACAAGAUAGCCUCGAGAAGCCGCUCCCCGCGCCGCCACCGCCAUCUCUUUCGCCGCUAAGCCCCCCCGCACCGCCUACUCCUGAGAUAUCAAACAAUAUUACCUUCUUUAACAGUGACACUGAGGAUACAAUCAGUAUGGAAAAUAGAUCGAACACGAUGGACUCUAACGUCUCGGUACCCUUGGGUCAGUCGUAUAACGGAAGCAUUGAUACCAACAGUAGUCAGACAGCCCAUGGAGGGGGCAACAGAAUGGAUGUAGAAGGUCAAGGGGAAAAUCUUACUCCUCGAAGUAAUGGUCCACAGUCGGCCGGUCCCUCUCCUCAAGUCACCUCUGCCAGAACGCCGGCUCUUGGAUCGGCCGUUGGCACGUCAGCAUCCUCCGGAUCAUCCGCCCACCUAUCGGGUCUGAUGUGCAAUGUACAUCGAACCACCGGCCGGGAACCUCACCCUCUGGUGGGUGCUACAACUACGAUCUUAGGGGAUAAGUUAUAUGUUUUCGGAGGACGUAUCUUAUCGCGGAGUCGACCUGCACCAUUGACCUCGGACUUGUAUGAGCUGGAUCUUAUUCGAAGGCACUGGACCAAGAUUGAGACUACGGGCGACAUACCGCCUCCUCGUUAUUUCCAUUCCAUGUGUGCUUUGGGGGAUACUAAGAUGGUUUGCUAUGGAGGCAUGUCCCCGACAGCUAACCCUCAGCCUACAUCUGCACCACAAGACCAGCAACCAGAAGUUGCCGUGAUGUCCGAUAUUUAUAUUUACGAUGUUCUCACCAAAAAGUGGACGUAUAUUCCCACACAGGAUACACCACAAGGCCGUUAUGCUCACUGUGCCUGCAUACUGCCCUCAUCAGCCACCUUCGUUUCACACAAAGCCCCUCUCUCUGCUCUUCAACAUAACCCAUCCACUGGGAACCCUAACGAGGGCCGGAUCGGAAUCAACAUCGAUGGAACAGGAGGCGCUGAGAUGAUUAUAGUUGGCGGGCAAGAUGGUGCGAAUCAUUACAUUGAGCAAAUCAGUGUCUUCAAUCUCAGGAGUCUCAAAUGGACUUCGACUCAGCCACUUGGUAAAUCGUGUGGUGCUUACCGUAGUGUGGUAGCGCCUCUCCCUCCAUAUGUGAGUACCAAGAUUGGCAAAUCCAAUAAUGGAGCGUCACGCCAAGAAGGACCAACAAGCUCAGAGAACAAGGAGCCGGGUUCGUCUAUGCUGAUAUACUCGAACUAUAACUUCCUGGAUGUUAAAUUGGAGCUUCAGAUCAGGGGUCCAGAUGGCUCCUUAGCGGAAAAGCCCAUGUCAGGCGCCUACUCGCCGCCUGGCUUGCGGUUUCCAAAUGGCGGUGUCAUCGACACACAUUUCGUAGUCAGCGGCACGUAUCUGACCAGCUCAAAACAGGAAUAUGCGUUGUGGGCGUUGGAUCUUAGGACAUUAACAUGGUCCCGCAUCGAUGCGGGAGCUAGUGUUUUUAGUCAAGGUAGCUGGAAUAGGGGUGUCUUAUGGAAUAGAAGAAACACGUUUGUCAUUCUCGGCAAUCGUAAACGAAGCCUUGUCGAUGACUACAAUCAUCGACGUAUCAAUUUCUCGAACGUCUGCAUGGUGGAGCUAGAAGCGUUUGGAUUUUACGACAAUCCGCGCAAGACUUCACCCAUGUCAGGUUUCUUGUCUGCUAGCAGUCCGUUUGUGGCACCCGGCCUCAGUGUGGCGAGGAAGGCUGGUUGGACGGCAGGCGGCAGAUUUCUCUCGCGCGCAGCUGAAGACCUUGGAGAGAAGGCGCUGACGUUACGGGAAUUAGCGGACAUGGAAAUACUGUGUUUUAAUGGGGAGAGGAUACCAAUCAACUCGAGAGUUGUAGGUAGAAGAUGGGGGCCGUACUUCGUGCAGCUGCUUCGUGAGGGAGCCGCCACACAAGAUGGGAGUGAUGCGGUGACCUUAAGGACCGGUAUGUCUAGCCAGGCAGGCACCCGUAUGUCUACAAUGACUAUAACACAGUCGAAUCGAAACACAGGCGACAGCAGUCUGUCACUAGCAACAACUGUAGGGAACUCAUCUGCAGGCUCGAUAAAACCACCCAGCACUGCGGGCACAUCCAUGUCAAGUGGGAGUGGCCCAAUAGAUCCUAGUGUGAUCAACUCAGCUCCUACACCAGCAUCUCUACCUCCAGGCUCCCGGCCGCGAUGUCUCUACCUUCCACACACAUAUCCUACAGUCCAAGCGCUGCUUCACUUCCUUUACACAUCAUCUCUCCCAUCUCCAUCCUCGCCGCUUUGUACGCCGCAGAUCCUAUGCUCCCUGCUCCAAAUAGCCCGGCCAUAUAAGAUCGAUGGGCUAUUAGAAGCGGUUGUCGAGCGCCUUCAUACACUGCUCGAUUCACGCAACGCCGCAGCUGUGUUCAAUGCUACGGCGAUGGCAGCCGGCGGCGGUCGAGGCAUCGAUGGCAGUAUGAAUCCGAAUUAUUUCGUUGCGUUGGAGUCACCCCUGGUCGCGGCUGGUGGCAAUGACACACUCGGUGGCCGGUCCCAAUCAAUAUCGCAAGCCAGCAUGGACGAGUCGGUGCGCUCGAUGGACGGCCUCCGGAUCAAUACAAGCGUACCGAUUAAUCGACCCGGAAGCGCUGAACUGAGCGCAACGACUAGUGUCUCAGGAAGUGAAUGGGGUAGCGAGGUUGGAGAUAGUGAGCGUGGAGUCGUCAAGGAGGUUUGGACCGGCGAAUUGAGCAGUGUUAUUGGACUGCAAAAACGCGGUUUGCGGGGAUUGAUGGAGGGGAGACGGAUGCGUGCAACGGUGGACCGAGAACGUGAUGGAGGGCGAGGAGAGAGACUUGGGGGAUCUCGCGUCGGCCUCGGAAUUGCUGGCUCCUAG